Molecule: messenger RNA, 919 nt
Organism: Culex quinquefasciatus (southern house mosquito)
Lineage: Eukaryota; Metazoa; Arthropoda; Insecta; Diptera; Culicidae
Product: antigen 5 like allergen Cul n 1
Exons: 3
Coding region: 81-854 (257 amino acids)
Source: RefSeq, a predicted model, not a curated record
UGCGUACGCAAUCGGACCGAUAUCAAAGUGGUGGCCGAAAACGGCGUCGACAAGCAGACUUCUUUUGAGUCACUCUCGUGAUGACCACCAUCCUCCUCCUUGUGAUGGUGGUUAUCGAUGAUGUCUCCUGCAUCCGGAGGUCGUCCAAGUCGUCGAAAUCUUCGUUCGAUUACUGUUCUGCGGGAUUGUGCCCAACUGGAACGAGUCACGUGGCUUGUGGUGGACUCAAGUUUGGCUCGGACUGUCAACGGCCAAUUUUGAUCAAGAUGACACCGAAGUAUGUGAAUUUGAUACUGAACUAUCACAAUCUCAAGAGGAACGCGUUAGCUUGUGGAUCCAUGAAGAGAUUCGCGUCGGCCAGUUCAAUGCAGAAAUUGCGCUGGAACGACGAACUCGCACAUUUGGCCGAAUUCAACGCAAAAAGUUGCCAGUUUGCCCAUGACGAUUGCCACAAUACGGAGCGUUUCCGGUACACCGGUCAAAGCAUCGGUAUGAAGUGGUUCCACGGGAUGAAUUAUACCUCGACGCACGUGGUGCGGGACUUGCUGCGCAAGUGGUACCUGGAGCAUAAGGAAGCGAAGCAGAGGGACGUCGAUCGGUACGAGGUCACUCCGCACAGCUUCCGCAUCGGCCACUUUACCCAGCUGAUCCACGCGGACACGACCGAGAUCGGUUGCGCCCUGGUGCGGUUCCACAAACAAUCCAACAAUCUUCCGUUUAUGCACUACUACCUGGUGUGCAACUACUCCGAGGGUAACAUCGAGGAUCGACCAGUCUACCGGAAGGGCAAACGGUGCAGCAAGUGCAAGCACGGAUGCACCGGCGGAAAGUUCCGCUGCCUGUGCCGAGGUUAAACAAUAAAAAAAAAACUCCCAGCAGAAUCAUGAUAUCAAAGGUGCUAUCUUCUCUUUUAUAUUUG